UUGUUAAAAGAUUGCGAAUUGCAUUGUAUUGCAAAUUACACUGUAUUUACACUAUUAAAAAAAUAUUUAAUAUUACUUUAUUGAAAAUACUUAAUUCCAUUAAUAUUGUAACAAUUUAUUUCAGUAAUAACUAUAAUGUGACACAGAGUUAAAAUGUUAUCAACAAAAAUACCGCCGACUUAGUUGUGUACGCAAAAAUGUUAUCAUUUAUUUUCUAUUUUUCACACAAUUUUAGUUUCUGCUCUGGUUUAAGGAGCAAAUACAUAGUUUUAAAAAUGUGGUAUGCAGCUUUAGUUCGAUUUAUUCGAAGGAGAUUAGUGUUGGGCAUCAUAUUUGCUUCUUCACUGACUUACUGUAUUGUGAGUUUCUUAAGAGAGGGGAGCAAUAAAAACAUGGUAUACCAAGAUGUCUCAAUAGAGCAAAAGCCGUUUAUUUGGAGAACCCUACAAGAACAUAAUGAUACAAAUGAUACGAAAAUUUGUAGAAAUUCUGUCCAAGGAAAAUCUGUUGUUGUAGAUGACAGAGGUUAUGUUUGUCAGCGGAGUGACAUAUUAAAAAAUGGUUGUUGCAAUCCUGAUAUAGAGACGACAACCAGAUACAGUUGUGAAUCAUGUAAAGAUAACAACUGUUGUGUUAUUUAUGAGUACUGUGUAUCCUGCUGCCUAGAUCCUAGUAAGAGAGAUAUGCUCGAGUUGGUGCUAUCUAAACUAUCAGCAGAAGAGAAUGUAUUGUUCCGUUCAUUGACUGAUGACUAUGAGUUAUGUUUGACGAAAUGCCGUACAAGUUCCCACAGUGUCCUACAUGAGAACUCAUACAAGGACCCUGCUCAUAAGCAUUGCUUCGGUGACGAACCACCCGGUACCAGAACGCCAGACUAACAAAUCGCAUAACAAAGUUAGUGAAAAUAUCUUGACUGACCAUAUUGACUCAAGGCAUUUUAAUGCUUCCUACAUUAAUAUUUGUAACUCUGAUAAAAUUUCAAGAAAGGGAUUUUAUUCCAUUCUCACAUCUCGGAGUGUUAUAGAGUGCAGUUAGAUUUUUAAUACUUUAAGUUAACUAUUAGAAUGCAUACACAACUUUGACUAAACCGUCGCACAACUGUUCAGUCUCGGUUUCAUUCCUAUCAGCUUAUAUGAAGGUACAGUUACAUUACUUAAUUUUUGUUGGGCAACUAAAAAGUGAGAGCGUCAGUGUCUCAAGGUUUAGGCACUUGACAUCUACAGGUUCGAAUCAUGCCAUGCUCCAAUGUGAUUUUCGAUUUUCAUAUGUACAUUAGUUACCUGAAGUUCUUAUGGCGAAGGAACAUUGUGAAGCAACCUGCACAUAUCAGCGAAGAAAUUCAAAGAUGUGUGAAGACAACCAACCUGCAGUGGGCCAGUGUGGUUGACUAUGGCCUAGUCACCUAUUACUUAAGGUAGGCUCCAUACUCAUUAGUGGAAAUGUAUCAUGAGCUGGUAAUGAUGAUGAUGAACCAAAUAUUUGAAUUGGCUGUGAAACAAUUGACAAUCACACAAUAGUUGUGUUAUAGUUUAGUCAAAGGUGUACAUCCACUCCAGGUUUCUCUCUAAGGUGUCUUAAUUAAUUUUAUUUAAAAAUUAAAUUAACAUCUAAUAAAUCUCUCAGAUAUACAUUUACAUUAGAGAUUAGUU
This is a messenger RNA of Papilio polytes (common Mormon), 1649 nucleotides long. RefSeq names its product UPF0454 protein C12orf49 homolog. Bases 198 to 878 code for a protein of 226 amino acids. The transcript has 4 exons. Gene Ontology annotation, biological process: positive regulation of SREBP signaling pathway. Lineage: Eukaryota; Metazoa; Arthropoda; Insecta; Lepidoptera; Papilionidae. The record is from RefSeq and is a predicted model, not a curated record.